This is a messenger RNA of Brugia pahangi, 1143 nucleotides long. NCBI's taxonomy places the organism in Eukaryota, Metazoa, Nematoda, Chromadorea, Rhabditida, Onchocercidae. The record is from the annotation of a GenBank genome assembly.
AUGGCUGGUAAUUUAAACCUUUACGAUUUUAAUGGCUCGAUUAGACGGAAUAAAUUGCAAGAAGCGAUUUUUUCUGAUUUGGCUAAAAAAGAGGAUUUCAUGAGAAAAAUUAAUGAAGAACGUAUUGAAAGACAGGAACGUUCCAGGCGAAAAAUAGCAGCUGUCAAAAUACAAUCUGCAUAUCGGGGAUAUCGUAUUAGGAAGCAAUUUCAUGUCUUUUUGCGAAAUCUUUUCGAUAAAGCAGGUCCAGUACAAAGCAUUACACUAUUGGAAACGCAAAUUUGUCGUUUGGCAUUCUUCUUCCGAUAUGAUGUUGACCGUGAAAGAACUUUAACAUUGUGCAGUGAAGCAGUUAUACUAGCACAAGUUGUAAAAGCGAACAAUUUAUUGGAUCGAAGGAGACGACGGCAACUUUUACGGUGUGCACUUGUGCUUCUGCAACACACCGAUCGAACCAAAUCGUGCACCUCUGCAUUGCGGUUUUUUGAAGUUUAUAUAAAGGAAGAAGAUUGCUUAAUUUUGUUGAAUUAUGGCUUCUACUCAUCCAUAAUGAAUUUGUUCUCGAAUUGUCAUCAGCUUUCUUCUCCUUUGUAUAUUGAGGAGAAACUUCCGCAGUACUCGGAAUCACUUUUGCAAAUAUUGGUUUUACCUAUAGAUCGUCUUUCCAAGAAAUCAAAAGCUAUAUAUGAAUUGUUUGACACGAUCUGCAAACCAAGAUUUGAAGCUAUUACUGUUUGUUGCUUAGCACCCUUUCUAGCUCGACUUUGUAAAGCAGGAACUUGGAAACUCGAUGAUAUUAUGGAUGCUUUAUCAAGUAGUGAUUAUCGCUUAUCACAAGAUGUUUCUGCGCUUUUAAUUUCAUAUAUUGUGGCCGUUAUUACUUCGGCAUUUUCAUUAGAAAAAUUAAGCGAUUUGGAAAAAACCAAAUUGAUUGCUGUGUACGCAUCGCUCACACAAAAUUUUACGCCACCACCGGAAGCAGUAUUAACAGAACGAACUAAUAGUGAUGAUUCAGAUACGGAAGACGAAUCAAACGAUACUAUUAUGGCUGCGAUAUCUGAUGUUGAGCCAGAAAUUCUGGAAAACCGCACAAUUUUACUUGAAAACUCUAAUCUCCAGUCUGAAAUUUCUUCUGUCAAAUGA